UAUUAUGUCAUUUAUCUCGGUGAACGUUACUUGCGCGCAUCCAUGCACAAUCUGUAGCGUUUAGAGACCCCAGCGACCAAACGAACUAUAGCGAGGCAAAUACAGUGCCCGCCGGCCCGGGACGUAGAACGCGCGCAGGAGCAUGUCCGCCAUUAAAGCCACGGCCGAGGACGCCGCUUCGUCCGCCAAGGCCGGCGUCGCCAAGGCCAAGGCCACCGCUGACGAGAAGGUUGAGAAGGCCAAGACGAGAGAUCCGUUGAAGAAGCGGGAGGUCGAGGAGGACAAGGAGGACCGUAAGCUGCAGAUCGAGUCCGACGAGCGGGUCGAGAAGGCCGCCCACGGCCCCGAGAGGACCGUGGCGCACACGGCCGGUGAGCGGUGAUCGAUCGGACCUUAGAAUGUUGUUUGGUUCAAGAACAGUUUAUCUUCUUUCUCCUUACUUUUUUUUAGUUUGUGGAUGAAAUGGAAUGAGUUUAUAUGUUACAACUUUAUUUUUUUAAUUAGUUAAUAAAAACAUAAAAAAUAUGGUCAUCUCAUCAAAUUUAAGACAUGAAUUUAUGAUGUGCUAUCUUAUUUUAUAUGAAAUAAUUCCUUAAAUCAAACACCCUUUUAAUUGCCGCGCAAAACAUUGUUUGUACUAUACACUUUACUAUUUGCGGAGUAUGUUUUGAAUGGUCCAAUUUACUUGUGUUUUGCACUGUUUUGUUUUUAGAGUGUGUUUUACAACGUAAAUUGUAUUAUAUAUUGGUUACAAUGUGGAGUUUAAAGUAAAGGUUAUAGUGUGGAGUUCAAAAUAGUGGCUAAGACAUAAAUGUGAUACGAAGAAUGCUGGAGAUAGCUUAGCGUGUGUGUUCUUACACUCUACAGUUUGUAGAGUUUUUUUUUUCACUCUACUGUUGUACGUAAACUGUAUUGUUUGGACUAUGGAAUUUAAAAUAAAGAUUGCGGAAUGGAGUUGGAAUGGA
Zea mays is the source of this 965-nucleotide messenger RNA. RefSeq names its product protein LE25. The coding region runs from base 143 to 382 and encodes 79 amino acids. The record is from RefSeq and is a predicted model, not a curated record. The transcript has 2 exons. NCBI's taxonomy places the organism in Eukaryota, Viridiplantae, Streptophyta, Magnoliopsida, Poales, Poaceae. Gene Ontology annotation, biological process: embryo development ending in seed dormancy.